AUUAUCAGUAGUCAUACUUAAAUCUCAGUGAAUUUUCCCACUAAAUCACAUUGUUGGGUAUUUGGCCCAGUGUGUGGAAGGGACUGGCAUAAGACAUAUACUGUAUUUCCCAGUUGCUUGUGUUAAUACCAUAAUCAAUUAAUUUGUUCUAGUCUCAUUAAGAGGCCAAAUGAAGCUCUGAGGUUCAUUUAGAUACAAAUGAAAUACCCUUAGAAGAUUGCUCAAAAUGAUUGAUAUAACAUAAGUAUAUAUUUUUUCUUUAUGAUCUUUGACCCAAAUUAUCUAGGCAUUUGCUGCAAAUUUACAUUUUUAAAAAAUACCAAAAUCAGUCAUUUCCAAAUUACUAUUUUGAUAAAGUAACUGUUUUGAGCUGGCAGCAUCCAAAUAAAACAGCCCUUUAUUUCACAGUUGAAAAUUUGAAAUUGCCAGAUAAUUAACAUUUGUAGGAAUUAUCAAUUUACUUAUUGGCCUACGGGAUGAACCCAGCUGUUUUUCAGAGAUGUCAUCACUGUCUAUGGCCUAUCUACUCUGCUUUUUUACUGACCAGAGCAGUUUUGAGACAAAAAUAUUUGAGAACAUCCUUUAGGGCAAUUUGAUGGUGAACAUUGUGUAUUUCUGCCAAUGUAAUUUUUGUUGUUUUUAUAAAGCCAGAAUAUCUGUAUCAGAUAAUAUUGCUUUCCUUUUCUCUUUAUAAUUUCUUUUAUCACAUUUGAAUAAAUCACUUAGUGGUAAACUAGAAGUUGUGAAACGCUUAUAACAGCUGUAUAUCUUCAUAUUACACUUUAGCAGCAUGUAUCAUCUUCCAUUCUACCUGCUAUCUUCUAUGUGCGGUUAGUACAGGUAAAGAGAGUACAUUUAAUUGUCUAGGAGACCCCUGAGGAUACUGUAGUAAUCUAGAGAGUCUCAUGGACUUUUGAGGGCGUUUGAGAUUCUGGGCUGGAGAGAGUAGGGUGGGGUCUCUGGGCAGAAGCCAGCCUACAUGUCAUCUGUAUUUUGGGAGUGAACCUCGCAUGCAGAAUAGAAUGUGGCCUGAACACUGCCAGCUCUAGCCGACCAAAUCCCAAGGUGAGAGAGAUGCAGGCUUCGGGUGCUAAGCCGCUGUAGCUGGCUGGACAAAAAGGCCACCCAUCUUUCCUGAAUACUUAGAACACGUCGCUUCACUGCACCAUGUGUGGCAUUUGGGCCCUCUUUGGCAGCGAUGACUGCCUUUCUGUUCAGUGCCUGAGUGCGAUGAAGAUUGCACACAGGGGUCCGGAUGCAUUUCGCUUUGAGAAUGUCAACGGAUAUACCAACUGCUGCUUUGGAUUUCACCGGUUGGCGGUGGUUGACCAGCUGUUUGGAAUGCAGCCAAUUCGAGUAAAGAAAUAUCCUUAUUUGUGGCUAUGUUACAACGGAGAAAUCUACAACCACCGGAAGCUGCAACACCAUUUUGCAUUUGAAUAUCAAACCAAAGUGGAUGGUGAGAUAAUCCUUCAUCUUUAUAACAAAGGAGGAAUUGAGCAAACUGCUAGUCUGUUGGAUGGGGUAUUUGCGUUUAUUUUACUGGAUACAGCGAAUAAGAAGGUGUUCCUGGGCAGAGAUACCUAUGGAGUCAGACCGUUGUUUAGAGCCAUGACAGAAGAUGGAUUUUUGGCUGUGUGUUCAGAAGCUAAAGGUCUUGUUAACUUGAAGCACUCCACAGCUCCUUUUUUAAAAGUGGAGCCUUUUCUCCCAGGACACUAUGAGGUUUUGGAUUUAAAGCCAAAUGGCAAAGUUGCAUCAGUGGAAAUGGUCAAAUAUCAUCACUGCAGAGAUGAGCCUCUACACGCCCUCUAUGACAGCGUCGAGAAGCUAUCCCCAGCAAGGAACUCAGCCCGAGCAUGUCUGGCGCUGUUUCACCUACUUCAUGUAUUCACAGGUUUUGAGAUAGAAACCGUGAAGAGCAACCUCCGCAUCCUUUUUGACAAUGCCAUUAGGAAACGUUUGAUGACAGACAGAAGGAUUGGCUGUCUUCUAUCAGGGGGCUUGGAUUCCAGUUUGGUUGCUGCCACCCUGAUGAGGCAGCUAAAGGAAGCCCAAGUCCAGUACCCUUUCCAGACAUUCGCCAUUGGCAUGGAAGACAGUCCUGAUUUACUAGCUGCCAGAAAGGUGGCAAAUCAUAUUGGGAGUGAACACCAUGAAGUCCUCUUUAACUCUGAGGAAGGUAUUCAGGCCCUGGAUGAAGUCAUAUUUUCCUUGGAAACUUAUGACAUUACAACAGUUCGCGCUUCAGUGGGUAUGUACUUAAUUUCCAAGUACAUUCGGAAGAACACAGAUAGUGUAGUGAUCUUCUCUGGAGAAGGCUCAGAUGAACUUACGCAGGGUUACAUAUAUUUUCACAAGGCUCCUUCUCCGGAACAGGCCCAGGAGGAGAGCGAGAGGCUGCUGAAGGAGCUCUAUCUGUUCGAUGUCCUCCGCGCAGAUCGAACCACUGCUGCCCACGGCCUGGAAUUGAGGGUCCCAUUCCUGGACCAUCGGUUUUGUUCCUAUUACUUGUCUCUGCCGCCUGAUAUGAGAAUCCCCAAGAACGGGAUAGAAAAACAUCUCCUGAGAGAGACAUUUGAGGACUCCAAUCUGCUACCGAAAGAGAUUCUCUGGCGACCGAAAGAAGCCUUCAGUGAUGGCAUAACCUCCGUUAAGAAUUCCUGGUUUAGGAUUUUACAGGAACAUAUUGAGCAUCAGGUUGAUGAUGCAAUGAUGGCAGCGGCAGCCCAGAAGUUUCCCUUCAACACUCCUAAAACGAAAGAAGGCUACUACUACCGUCAAAUCUUUGAACGCCACUACCCAGGCCGGGCUGACUGGCUGACCCACUACUGGAUGCCCAGGUGGAUUAACGCCACCGACCCUUCUGCACGCACUCUGACCCAUUACAAGUCAGACACCAAAGCGUAGGCACUUUCUAAGAACAUUUACAUAUUGUGAAGGGUAAAGGACUUGGGGGCUCCAGAGGUAGCAUUGAGCUUCAUCUGCCCAGGUGGUGAAAAAAAUAAAAGUCUUAAAUCUAAAA
Messenger RNA from Myotis myotis, 3025 nucleotides. RefSeq names its product asparagine synthetase (glutamine-hydrolyzing) (gene ASNS). Gene Ontology annotation, cellular component: cytosol. Gene Ontology annotation, molecular function: asparagine synthase (glutamine-hydrolyzing) activity. The record is from RefSeq and is a predicted model, not a curated record. NCBI's taxonomy places the organism in Eukaryota, Metazoa, Chordata, Mammalia, Chiroptera, Vespertilionidae. Bases 1168 to 2910 code for a protein of 580 amino acids. The transcript has 12 exons.